UAGUUGUGCAAACAAUAAUUCAGCGCUGUCCAUCAGUCGCCCCAUGACAUUGAUCCGGGAUUUUCGGGUGGAGAGAUUUAUGAGGUUCAGACCACACAGUUGAAAGCACAAGAACAACUUUCUGCCUAACUUUAAAUGUGCCAUAUCAGUUGCCUUCUAUUCGAAAGAAGUGAACCAAAAACGCUCAAAGUCACUAAUGCAUGGAGAGGAAUUUUGAAUAUUUUACAACGUGUGCAAUGGCCCAGGCUGAAUCGAGACAGAUACUUCGAACAGAUGGAGGAAUAGAUGAUGUGGAGAAAUCGCUGGAACUGCUCGAUAAGGUGUUAUCGGAGUUUGAAGAGCCAGAAUCUCUGCCUCCACCAGUUGAGCCUGAGAGUCCUUCGCAGGGCCAUCAAUCUGAAGACGAUGGCUACAUGAGUAUGAAUGGUCGACGGGCAAAAUUCUCGCCGGGCUUCCAACCGACAGAUGAAGGACUUCCACAUGGCACAAAUUCUAGUGAUGAAAGACCACCACCUCCGGAGGAAGCCGAACGGAUCAUCUCGGAUAUUUUACCAAGAAUCUCGCCAACGACUAGUCCACUUUCGAAUCAGACCAAGGACCAACUUGAUGGUAUCUUUGCACGAAUGAGAAAAAUUGAAAAGACGCCAACGGACACGGAAAUUGGUGAAAAAGCAACAACAAGAAUUGAAAGCGGAAAUCAUGCGCAGCAGACUACAUUGCCAAAGGCACGUCCUGUGACCGUUGCCACGAGUCGAUAUGGAAGUUUACCCAAUUCUAGUCCACCACGUGAAUUUGGCAUGGGUCGAAUGAAGGACCAAGCAGUAGAGGCUUUUGUAGACAAGUGUGGGGAUGGGAAGACAAUUUUGGGAAUUGGAAUAAGUGCGGUACACGAUGCCGUCUUACGUGGAGUUGGUGUGGGAAAAAUUCCAGAGCCAAUUGUGAAUGAGCAUCCUGUUACGAUUUAUCCGGGACGUGCCUCUUCACCGCGUCGUGUAUCACGCAAUACAUCAUCGUCAGUGGAGAGACAUCGUGACAUUUGCAAGAAUUCAUCCCAUUUGGAGUAUGAUCAACAGGAUUCGGCGACAUCGGCAUCGUCGGCAUCAUCGGAUGAGAGCAAUCAUCUCAAUCCCCCUCUAGCUAUUAUAAGCAAUUCUCCGUCCGCCCAGCAAUUGCUGCAGCAGCAGGAGCUCCUCUCAAAGUCACCCCCAUCCUCUAUUAUAAUGCAGAAGAAUAUCAACAAUUUGAAUCGUAUCAAAGUACGACAUGGCCAUAAUAAGAAUAAUUCCAUCAAUUUCGAUGGUAUAGCCGGUGUGGGAACUCGUACCAGUGACAGUGAUGACUUCUCAGAUGAUUCCCUCGAGGAGACAUCAUUGCCACCACCACCACCGCCCCCGGUGGUACCACCACCACCUACCCUUUCGGCACCAGUUACACCCAGCAAGAGGGGCAGCAUUGCUUGGGAGAUUAAUUUGGAUGACUCUGUGAGUGGAACGGAUGAACCUCCCAAGGCAGCCAGAUCGCACGAGUCCAUCAAUGCAAAGUUCCCAGGACGUCGUCCUAAACGAAGUACUUCUGGUUCACAAUCUAGUCUGGCAUCAACUCCUGGUCAUAGUGGUACAAGCAAUAAACGAACUGGAUCUGCCGAAUGGCCAGAUCCACCUGAGGCACCAAUUUGUAGUACAGAAGAUGAAGCGGCGUCUAUUUAUUCGGAUUCUGAUGAGGUCAUUCCAUAUCCCACGAGCUUCCUCGGGCAGGGAACAUAUGUUAUUCGUAAGGGCAGAAAGCAGCGUCAACGAGUGCCGAAUAUGGAGGCAGUGUCAUCAGUUAACACAAGUCGAUAUGGACGAGAGAGUGGUGGAAAUAUUGAGUUACCAAGUCCUGUGUAUCCUGCUUCAAUGCUUAUUCCCAAUUCGAGGCAUAGCAUAGAUUUGGGAUCACCACCUCCACCACCUCCGCCCAUCAUGAAUUCACUAUGUUCACCAAGAUCACGUUUAUCACUAGACUUAAGUUCACCUACCUCAGAGCUUCCUGCAUCAGCAUCAGUCACAAAUAACAGCACUGUAAUCUCACCACGAUAUUCUGAAUUCAAAACAUACAGUUCCACUUUCGAUGGACUCCAGGCACUUGAUGCUAGCAAUAGUGGACAGGCAGUUUCUAGUGGCUAUAGCAAUGGAUAUUCUCUAACUCGUGUGGCAUCGUUACCGGCAAUUACACCACCACAUUCUGGUGGAGAAAAUCUUUCAACCCCACGCCGAGAACUCGCACCACCCAUCGAAGAAGAUGAGGAACAAGACAGUGAAUCUCAGCGUGGUGCCCCAUUGCGUCAGAUUGAAAAUAAUAUCAGUGCACUGCUGCGUGGAGAUAUUCCAGUGGCUCGUGUGGCUGAUAUUCCCAUGAUCCGACGACCACUGGGUUUCCGACCCGGUGUCCAUAAGUCGGAGAGUGCCAAAGAGAUGCUCCUGUCACAGUCGGUCUUUGGACCACUGCCACCAUCACCGCCAAGUUCUAGUCCCGAAAUGGAAAGUGACGGUUUUCCGCCACUUCCGCCGUCACCGCGACAUGUGGAGCCCAAAGAUGAGUACCUUGAUAUGAAGCGAACACCCAGGCUACCGCCAAAGCACACGGACAGCUACUACCAGGAACACGAUGAGGAUCAACCACCGGCUGUUCCGCCACAUCGUGGCCCAUCGCUCAAUACCCUUAAAACUCGCUCGAUGGAUGCCGGCUUCAGCAAAUCCUAUCGCAAUGGCAGCUAUUCCUCCACUUCACCACAUGGUCCGGGCACCCUUCCGGCUGAGCUGGCGGGGGUGGGGACUGGGUGUGGCGGAGGGGCUGGCAGUGGAAUUGGCUCGAGACGACGUUUUAUGUCGGGUGCAUUUCCCAAAAGAUCCGGACAGAGUCCACGCGAGGAGCGACGCCUUCAGACAUCGUGUAGCUUGCCAGAAACACCCAUAUUUGCCAGAGGGUGUGAUAUUCCCCGAACUCCUCAUCGUCGUGCACCUGAUUUACCCAAUUCUGGUACAGGAAGUCGAACAGCACCACGUUCUGGAAACAAUUCCACCCAUUCAACAUCAAUGAGCACUUCCAUUGUGGGAAUUGGAAAUCCUGUAGGUGGUCGUCAGAGGAAUAUCAAUCACGUGCUAGCGAGUGGUGAGAUGCUGCGUCUGGCGGGUGGUCCAGCCCGUGGAUGGUAUCCGAAGCAGAGACAUCGUCCGGCCUCCACUGAGAAUCUCGACAGGCUGCAUCAUCAGGCUCAGGGAUCAUUUAGAGCAUGGGAUGCUGGUACGAGUAGCCGAAAACCGCUCACUCUGCCGCCAAACCUCACACCCAAAUUUUUCAACAAGUCGCCACGUGAGGCUUUGCGACGUGUCACUAGUUUACUCAUUCGCAAAGGCAACAAUUCUAAAGAAGCAAAACGUGAUAGCCAACGAGAAAGGGAUUUGCACUUGACACAGUCGCAUUACAAUCCUUCUGGUGUAUUAGCUGAAGAAGCCCCGAAGAAUCCGACAACACAGAAAAAGAAGGGUUUCUUCAAGAGUUUCUGGAAAAAGUCAAAGCACUACUCAUUGGAACAAUAAUUUUCCUAUUUUCUCACAAUUUCAUCUGGCAUUGUCCUCUGGAUACAAUAAUGGGGAGAAAAAAAGGUGGAAAAGGGAGAGAAAGAGAGAAGGAAGAGGAAGGACCUAUGGGCGGAAAGAUGGAGGAGGAAGUACAGGAGUUGGACAGGAAGCACACAAAAAGGAUGAAAAUGUAAUUAUUAGAAUACAACACACAUAGAAUUUUUCCACAAUUUGCUGUUUAGUCAUUCGACCGGAAAAAAAGGAUGAGAUGAGAUGAGGAAGGCAAUAUCUUUUACACCCUCUUAUGAAAGUAGCGGAAAAGAUAAAGAAUAGAAUUUGAGAAUGGUGUUGUGUAUAGAAAAGUUGUAAGUGUGAUUAACACAUUUGUGCAAUUUUUUUUUCAGUUGAAUUUUUCAGCGUUUCCUUUUGAGACAGAAUCUCUUUUUUUUCUUUACUUUUAUCACUCCGUGCCAUGUGUUUUCUCUGAUUUAUAGCAAUAGUCUCCCGAUUAGGAAUUUAAAAAAAAAAUAUGAGAUAUUUCAGAGAUUUAUUGCUCAAAGACCAUUUUUUUCUCAAUUUCAUGCAAAUUUCAAUGUGAUUUGGUUUAUUUUUCUUAGGAAGAAAAAGUAACUUUUAAAAUAACUGCCAUUUAAUAGAAUAUCGAAUGAAAAGUGACAGAUUACAUUUUAGAUAUUUCUAAAUAGUAAAUUUUUAGAACCUUUCCAGUGACACAACAAUUGAAUCAUAAAAUGAAGCAAAAGAAAAAUAAAGAAUUUCGCACAAAAUGUGCUCUGAUUAUAAUAGAAAAAAAAAGUAAUGGCCUAGUAAACUCAAAAUAGUGAACAAGAAGAAAAUAGGGAGAAGCAGAAGAAAACACGUAAUAUUUCUACAUAAUAAAAACCUAUAUAUAAAUAAACUGAUAAUAAAAUAUUUGUAUAUAAAACUAUCAUCAAUUGUUAGCAAAAAAGAAACUCCAUUUUUCUAUUGUAAUGAUACCAUUCUCUCCAAAAAAUGAAAAAAAUAAGAGAGAUAAGCAUAUUUCACACUUAAACUUCAACUUAACAUGAAAAAAAAACAUUUUAAUAUUUACGAGAAGAAAAAACUCCAGUAGAAUCAUAAAGAAAAAAAUUCUCUCUUUAUAUCUCAAAAAAAAAAGAUCUAAAGAAGUCACUGAUGAGAUAGAAAGAAAGAAUUUCAAAAAAAAAACACUGAUAGCAUACAAUAAAAUAUUUUUAUAGAAUAAACAAAAAAACUAGAGAUACAAAAAAAAGAAGUAUUUCAUGAUGAAACGAUACAAAGAAAUAGGAAAAGAAACGCAUCAAUUUUUUUCUUCUGUUAUUAUACACUGUCAAAUAAAGAAAAUAAUCUUAAAACAAGAGAAAAAUCAUAGAAAAUAUUUAUAUUGAACAAGAUGAUGGAUUUUUGAGAAUUUUCAAGAGCAUUGAACGCAUUGAGAAAAACAAAACAAAGAAUUGAAAAUUUUGCUACAAGAGAAAAAAAAGCACAAAUUUUGUUUACAAUCCCCGAUCAUCCUCGACCCAAUUUCCAAAAAAAAAAUCUCCGAAGGAUUCCUUUGCAAUGAAGGAGUCGCAGUAUAAAUGAAGUAUUGUACAAUUUUGGGGAAUUGUUCAAUAAAUGGGGUAACAGUGCAGGAUCGAUGAAUUGAAAGCAGUAGUUGAAGUCUUUUGUAUCUUCCGGAAUUCCGACGCGAAAGUGGUUUCACAGAUUUCACCCAAAUAGAGACAGGAAAAAAUUCCUGCUUCCAUCCAAGCUUGAACUGGGGGCCUUUCGCUAUCUAGGCGAAUUCUCUACCAACUGAGCUAUGGGGGCACUGGCUCUGAUUGUCUUUGUCACUGAUCUUAACCAAUUGCCGUGAGCACUUCAACUAGUUUUUGACUCACUACACUGAGAAAAAAGAGGGUGCGAUUAACAUUUUUCCCUCAGAAAUUUAACACCUUUUAGGUGUAAAAAUAUAUCAACAUUGUUUAAUGUUAAUUUUACAUCUUAUUAAGGGUAAAAUUAACAUUUCCGGAAUUUUAUUUUAACUUUUGGAUUUCUCUCAGUGUACGAGCCUUGAGAAACGGUAUCAUGCUUACAAUUGAACCAGCAGCCCUUUUUUUCCAUGGAGAAUUAACUUCGUGCGAUCCUAAACUUCGUAUAGUAAAAUGGUGUAAUUCGGUAUCAUGUCUAUUUUGGAAUUUUGAGAUUUUCUCACUGUUUCCGAUGAUCAAAGAGAAAAAGAAAACCACGAAGAAGUAUGAGACUUUACAUUCGAGAGUACUUCUUCGUUGUUUUUUUUUUCCUUUUUCCAACUAAAACUCUUAGGAAAUCUCACUGUUCCAAAUUAGACAUGAUUCCAAAUUACCCCAUCUUACACUACACUGAGAAAAAAAAGGGUGCGAUUAACUUUUAAGAGCGUUAAGAGCGAGGGAAAACGUAUAUUUUAUAUUUCACAGAUACUGAGAAUAAUAUUAAUAAUAAUAAAGAUUUCUUCAUGAUCCUGUUACAGUACAACAAAUUAUGGGGAAACAUAAAAAAAAAACCUAAGAAAUUUUGUAAUUAACACAUUUUUCAAGGUAAUUUAUUGCUUUGCAACUUUUCCGAAGAUCAAUUUUUCUGUGUCUGAAGAAAUUGAUUUUUAAGUUAAUUUCUGAAAUAAUAUUAUUUAAUGGAAAUGUUCAGAAAUACUGGGAAAAAUACGGGCAAGCUUUAACUACUUUGGGACAUAAAUGAAAAGCCGUAAAUGAAAGCCAGUGGAAAACUCGAACGAUAUUUAUACAUUAAAUAAUGCAAAUUUCGUUUAAUCGUUUUUAAACUGUAUAUAACAUAUUAUCGUUAUUAAUAAGGAAAAUUGAAUACCUAAAAAACUUUAAAGUAAAUUUUCUCGGAAACUAUAAGGGAUAGAGGCCUCAAACUUGACAUCACAUUAGAGUUUCGUUAAAGUUUAAGAAGUGCGAAUUCCGCGAAAAAUUUCGCGACCCGUGUAAAUCCGCGCAAAAUUUCGCGACUUGCGAAAAUCCUCGAAAAAUUUCGCGGUUCGUGAAAAUCCGCAAAAAAAUUCGCGACUUGCGAAAAUCCGUGAAAAAUUUUGCGACCCGUGUAAAUCCGCGGAAAAUUUCGCGACUUGCGAAAAUCGUCGAAAAAUUUCGCUACCUGUCUAAAUCCGCGAAAAAUAUUGCUACCCGCGAAAAUCCACGAAAAAAUCGCAAUCCGCGAAAAUACGAGAAAAAUUUCGCGGUUAGUGAAAAUCCGCGAAAAGUUUUGCGACUCGUGUAAAUCCGCAAAAAAUCGCGACUCAUCAAUAUCCGCGAAAAAUUUCACGACCCGCGAAAGACCGCAAAAAUUUCGCGACCGGGGAAAAUCCGCGAAAAAUUUUGCGACCCGCGAAAUAUCACGCUGCUUCUCCUGCUUUUUUCCCCAAAUUUUGAAAAUUUGAAAUUUUUAGUAAAUAUUUAUACACACUUUUAAAUAUAAUUUUUUAUUCCAACAAUAUUUUUAAAUGGCAGACUAAUGAAUAAUUCACCGAAGGGCCUCGUCGCGGCUCUCCCUGAUUUGCGGGAAAAUUGCAGCUCGUAGUUCUUAUCUGAGAAAAAAAAUCUUAAAAAAUCAAUUUUAAUUAGUGUAUUUCAUUAUUAAAUUAAGAAAACCUUAUUAAAAUCCUGAAAACCUCAAUCUCCGGUUGAGGCUUUUUUUCUGUACCGAUUCGAAGAUCAGAGAGAACUUACCUAAAAAUCCGUUGGAUGUUCGAAAGUUUAGAACAAGUUACACAAAAUUGAGCAAGUUCAUGAAAAGAACAUUUAAUUUUAAUGAAAUUGCAGUUCAAACUUCCUGCCAUCCUGAAAUUCCACAAAACUACAUAAAAAUUCACUUUUGUUGACUGUUGUUGACAUUAUUGACGAUUGAAAUGUUAAGAAUACCGAAAUUCGAAAUGCAAGAACGGGAAGAACAGUCAGCGCUAAAGCCGUGAGUACGUGAACUUGCACUUUAGGCUUCCGGUAGAUUUUCGAAUAGCUUUGGCUCGGCUUUGGAGUGGCUUUAUCUCUUCGAAAGGUUAUUACUGAAUUGACCCAAGUUGUUUUAUUUCAAAUAGAAGAUAAUUUAAUUCCAAAAAUAAUAAGCCUUAAUACAUUAAAAUCGGUACUUAAGUUUUUUCCUAAUCUUUCCCGCUAAUUCGAAGAAAUUGUGAAAAUAAGAAGUGAAGAAAACGCGUUUCGAAGUUUUGGAUGUGCGUCAAAAAGUUUGCAAAUUCGUUCAGCGCUCUUUGUUUUCGUCCAUGUAUCUUCGAAAAUAUUUCGAACUGACUUCUGACAUUUUCAAGGUAUAUUUUUAGAUAGUUUAUCUAUCUAUUUAGGCCAUAAAAAAUAUAAAGCGCUUUUGACCUUACAAUUAGUGGAACCCUCUUAAGUAUUAUUUUAGAAAAAAUUUUGCUCAGGAAAUCUAAAAUCAAUUCCUUCGAACAAAGUGGUAUAAAGUAGCUUCUGGAAUUGUAAAGGAGAUUUAUCUUCUUUUUUUAGAAAAAUUCAGCGAUCCUGCACUGUUUCCACGACAGAGGAAAAUAAAUCAAAGAACAAUUUUCUAUAUUUAUCCCAUUUCUCUCUGGUGUUCCCAUUUAUCACCCACUUAACGGUUAAAAUGUUCUCUCAUAUAUUGUUUACGCGAGAAAUCAUGCAAAAUAUUUCAAUUAUUUUAACAACAUACAACAUACAACAUGCUUAAACUGUUUUCCAAUAAAUAUCAAAGAGAAAAUUUUUCAGGAUAUUAAAAAAAAUGAGCACAGUAUUGAAAGAAAAAAAAAAUAGAAUUUGUAGGUCAUUUUGAUGGAAGAAAAGAAAGAAAAAAAUAAGUAUUAGAAGUCAGUUUUGUUAACAAUGAAUGUAAUAACAAAAAAGUGCCCCAAUCACACAACAUGUAUUACAAUUAUUAGUAUUUAACAAAAAAAAAGAAGUGAAGAUGUGAAGAGUAUCCUUUUUGACAAAGUGAAAAAAAAAUGUGUAGGAAAUGAGAGAAAAGAAUGAGGCUAAGAAAGUUUAUAGGAAUUCCCAAAAGGAAAGUAAAUGGUAUAUGGCAAAAAAAACAACCACUCAAAGACUAUUUCAAUACUCAAAUUUACCUUUAUAUGAAGAAAAAAAAACAAGAAAAAAAGAUUGAAGAUAAGGAAUCUCAAUACCAAGAGAUUAGGAUGAAAUAACACGAAAAGAAACCAAGCGCACGCCACAUUGUAGUGUUGACAUCAAUAAAAAUGAAACUCAUGAAUUAUAAAA
Messenger RNA from Phlebotomus papatasi, 8821 nucleotides. RefSeq lists its product as uncharacterized. NCBI's taxonomy places the organism in Eukaryota, Metazoa, Arthropoda, Insecta, Diptera, Psychodidae. The coding region runs from base 201 to 3578 and encodes 1125 amino acids. The record is from RefSeq and is a predicted model, not a curated record. The transcript is spliced from 16 exons.